AUUAUUAUCUGUGGCUGGAGAAUCGAUAUCACUUCGAUGUCCCAAGCACAGUCAGUAAACGUCAAAAUGUCAAACAAUCACGCUAUAAUGUCGGAAGCUGAAUUAUUUACAGUAUCACUAAUAGAAGCGGUUAAAAAACGGCCCGUUCUAUACGACGCUAAUCAUGAAGGAGGCGGCAAUAAAAAUAACAUGGAAAAGUACACUGCAUGGAGUGAUAUCGCUUCUGAGCUACACGAAAAUGAAAGUUUAGUGAAAAAACGAUGGAAAGGCCUCAAAGAAUGCUACGUCAAGUAUAAGAAAUCAAGAAGCUCAAGAUAUUGUAAUUCCACUUACGAUCAAUAUAGGAAUUGGCGGUGGGCAAGUUAUUUAGAAUUCAUGGAUCCUCAUUUAAAAGGCCUACGUAAUGUGGAAGACAGCUCUCUCAAUGUUGAAGAUUAUAUAUAUGAGGAAGAAAGUUCUAAAGAGGAAGAAAAUGAAAAAAAUAUAUUUGACGAUUGCGAAAGUAACAAUGGUACGGAAUGCGAUGCUGUUUCACCAAAAAAGUCACCAAGUUUAAACAUUCAACAAGUUAAUACCGUGGAACCGAUAGAUGACAUUCAUUAUCUAUUUUUAAGUUACGCCGAGACUUUAAGGAAAUUACCAGCAAAAAAACAAAUCCUGAUUAAAUUGGAAAUGGCAAAACUAUUUUCUAAAGCUGAAAUGGAAAGCCUGGAUGAUAAAGACAUUUUUAACUCAUAAUUUCCUCAGAUAUUCGUUACUGGUUUAAGUAUGUACCUAUUUCUAAAGAAUACGUUGUUUAUAUAGUCAGAUUCCAAUUCUAUGUUUUAAUAUUAAAAAAAAAAA
Molecule: messenger RNA, 843 nt
Organism: Colias croceus (clouded yellow)
Lineage: Eukaryota; Metazoa; Arthropoda; Insecta; Lepidoptera; Pieridae
Exons: 2
Coding region: 37-738 (233 amino acids)
Biological process (GO): regulation of transcription by RNA polymerase II
Cellular component (GO): nucleus; transcription regulator complex
Source: RefSeq, a predicted model, not a curated record